Molecule: messenger RNA, 1611 nt
Organism: Biomphalaria glabrata
Lineage: Eukaryota; Metazoa; Mollusca; Gastropoda; Planorbidae
Product: BOS complex subunit TMEM147-like
Exons: 6
Coding region: 129-821 (230 amino acids)
Source: RefSeq, a predicted model, not a curated record
CAACCUCACAACAUGAUUUGUUUUCCGGUUAAAAUAUAGAGAUCUAUUCUUUAGAUAGAUCUAUUAACUUCAGCCGCUAUAGACUAGAUCUGGACGUACUAGAUUCUAUUACAGUUGGCUUCAACAAAAUGACAUUUUUUCACUUUGGAAAUUGCGUUGCCCUUGCUUACGUACCAUAUGUUAUAGUUUAUAAAUGCUCUGGAUUAGCUGAGUACAGUGCCUUUUGGAAAUGUGUACAAGCAGGAGGAGCCUAUUUGAUUACACAGCUGUGUAAGAUGAUGUUACUGGCUACGUUCUUUCCCUCUACUGAGUCUGUCUCUGGUGGCCUUGAUGUCACUGGGGAAUUCUUCAAGUCAACUGUUGACAUUGCUGACCUGAUAGGCCUUCACAUUGUUAUGUCUAAAUUUGCUGGUAAAGGUCAGCUGAAGUUUAUGAUAGCUGGAAUGGGGUGGGCCACUGCAGAGUUAGCUGUCACCAGAUUUCUGCCACUGUGGAUGGGAGCAAGAGGAGUUGAGUUUGACUGGAAGUACAUACAGAUGAGCUUAGACUCCAAUAUUAGUCUUAUUAGCCACAUCAGUGUUGCCAUGUUGGUUUGGUUGUACAGUCGAAGUGAUUUACAGAAGUCCUCUCUGCCCAUUGUGAUUACAUUGUUAGCAUUGUCCUGUUACAGACCCCUGAUUGUUGAAAUUCUGGUCCAGGCAGUAGGGCUUGGGUCGUGGAUGCUGCUGCUGGCUAAGGCUUCCUUCACAUCUGUUGUAGCUCUUAUCUCCCUGCAGAUGUAUCUCAGCAUUCCUUCCCAGGGAAGCAACUCCUAUUACUAAUGCCCAAGAUUAAUAAUAAAUAGCAUAAAUUCAGUAGUAUGGUGCUUUUAAUUACUGAAAAAUCUCUUUGUUCUAAAGAGUUAGAGAUAUUUUUUAAUCUGUUAGAUAAGUUGUUUUUUUUUUUACUUUUACUUAUUUCAGAGUUAAAUGUAUCAUUACAUCAGUGUUCACUUGAAUGAUAUUGAACAUUAUUUAGAUAACUUACUGCUAAUAGUACUACUGGGUUGUAUAUAUUGCACUAUCAUGCUUUAUUCAGCCACUGAAAUGAUUUUUAAUAAGUACCGGUAUUCAUUUUUGGUAAGACCAAUCUUGUCAUUUGGUGUGAUUGAUUGUUUUAAAUCAUGGGUUUAGUUUUUCACUAAUCAGAACAUGCUGUGUUGGAUUGUAAAUGAAUGAAUGAUUACCAGAGAUAGCUUGUGCCAGUACACUAUUUCAAAAGAUUUUUUUGACUGAGCUGUUUAUUAUCAUACAAAAUAAAUAAUAUCUUCAUAUUGUCGAUUGUGAUAAUGUCCCUGACGCAGUUAUGUGUGAUAGUGUAGUUUUGAAUGUUAAGGGUGUCAUGAACCCACAUGUUAUAAUUUAUUUCUAUGAAUUCAGAUCAGUGUGUGAGGGAGGACAUGCAUUGUUCAUAUAUCAGAUAUGAACCUAUGAACAAACAUGAAUGAAUGUUGAAAUGAUUGGUUUUGUAUUGCAUGUUUGUUGAAGAUCUUUUAUGUGAAGUUAGACUAGAAUAUGUUCAAUAAAUUGUCCUUUCUAUUUUUUUUAAAUGUAUACAUUUACUGAAUGAACA